This is a messenger RNA of Salvelinus sp. IW2-2015, 548 nucleotides long. The record is from RefSeq and is a predicted model, not a curated record. Lineage: Eukaryota; Metazoa; Chordata; Actinopteri; Salmoniformes; Salmonidae.
UUAAACCUUGGUUGGGGGGGCGAAAUAAAACCAACCGCGGGCCAAAUUUGGCUCGUGGUCCGCUAGUUGGGGAAUCCUGAUUUAAGAUAAUGUUUUACAGCUUUGUCAAUAUUUGAUAAGGCCACACAGGGCCAGAUAUAAUUAGACACAUGUAAUAAUCUGAAGUACCCCAAAAGGCCACUAGAUGUCAUCUUGUAAAAUUCACCCCAAAACUUGAAAGUCACCAAAUUCUGGUAGUUCACUGGUAAACUUAGAAGGUUUACAGUAAUAUACCCUCCCUUUCCAACCCUUCUCCCACCUGAAGCUACUCCAGUCAAUGCUAAGGCCAUUGAAAAGAGAUGGCUUCAUCAGAGACUGGGCCUUUACUGAGUGUGACCCAGACUGCCCCCUCUAACCCCAGGCUGAUGGUGUCUGGCUCGUCCACCCCCUGCCUCAGCCCACCCUGCUACGCUGGGAGGAGAUCACAGGACACACCCCGUUGGAGCGCUACGGCAUGACAGAGAUAGGCAUGGCCCUGUCCAACCCCCUGAAGGGUCCUCGCAUCCCAG